Messenger RNA from Histoplasma capsulatum G186AR, 474 nucleotides. RefSeq lists its product as uncharacterized. The transcript is spliced from 4 exons. Lineage: Eukaryota; Fungi; Ascomycota; Eurotiomycetes; Onygenales; Ajellomycetaceae. Bases 1 to 474 code for a protein of 157 amino acids. The record is from RefSeq and is a predicted model, not a curated record.
AUGCUCUCUGUACGACCGGCGGCUGUCACCACGCUCAAGAAAGUGUUGGAUUUUGGAAGCUGCCAGGAAAAUCACUACAAAUUCAAGCUGAAGCACGGAGCACUCAUUGGUGAGACUAAAGAUCAUGCCAUAUCAUGCCAGGAGGCUUGUAUGCUCUGCCUCCUAGUGAUCGACAUGCUUCGGAAGGAUAUGUCAAGUGAGUAUAUUUUGGGUCGGUCCAAUGGAUUUGGCAAGCAACUUAGUCAAAAAUCCCGCUGUACAAGUUCCAACGGUGAUGUUACUUCUAGUUGGCAUGAUGUGGUUCGAUUGAAGGCUUCUAAUAAACGAGGAGCAGUUGUGGGGCCAAUCUCAGCCGCGCGCUACUUUCCCGCUAGACUGAAAAUGGGCAACAGCGGGAGGACGAGAGUGCAACUACAUACCUGGUGCUCUGGCGUCGACAACCAUCCCCGCGAACAUUCAUACUACGUCUUCUGA